CGACCGGCCGCGCACAAUGAUGCUGUCCACUGGGCAUGUACUGACCAUUGUGGCAGGUCUGAGAACGUAGCUGAAGCUGAAUCUAGGAAAAGCUGGGGGCAAGGAAGAGCCUGGAAUCUUGAGGUGGGCCAUUGACUCUAAGAUGUCCUUGAGCAGUGGAGCCUCCGGAGGGAAAGGAGUGGAUGCAAACCCGGUUGAGACAUACGACAGUGGGGAUGAAUGGGACAUUGGAGUAGGGAAUCUCAUCAUUGAUCUGGACGCCGAUCUGGAAAAGGACCAACAGAAACUGGAAAUGUCAGCCUCAAAGGAGGUGGGGAUACCGGCUCCCAAUGCUGUGGCCACACUUCCCGACAACAUCAAGUUUGUGACUCCAGUGCCAGGUCCUCAAGGGAAGGAAGGCAAAUCCAAAUCCAAAAGGAGUAAGAGUGGCAAAGAUGCUAGCAAACCCAGCUCAGGAACUUCCCUGUUCACGCCAAGUGAAGGGGCAGCUAGCAAGAAAGAGGUACAGGGACGCUCAGGAGAUGGUGCCAAUGCAGGGAGCCUGGUUGCUGCCAUUGUUCCCAAGGGCUCAGAGAAGACAGUUAAGACAUCACGCAGUGUAGCCAGCUCCAAAAAGGAGAAGGAGAACAGCUCAUCCAAGAGCAAGAAGGAAAGAAGUGAAGCGGUGGGGACUUGUUCAGAAAAGGAUCCUGGGGUCCUUCAGCCAGUUCCUUUGGGAGGACGAUGUGCUCAGUAUGAUGGAAAUGCAGGGGUAGAUCCAGGAGCUGUGGAGCCACUUGGGAGUAUAGCUAUUGAACCUGGGGCAGCGCUCAACCCAUUGGGAGCUAAACCGGAGCCAGAGGAAGGGGAGAAUGAAUGCCGACCACUAAAGAAAGUCAAGUGUGAAAAGAUGGAGUCCCCUGUCUCCACACCAGCAGUGCUGCCUCUGCACCUCUUGGUGCCAGUAGUCAGUAAUGACAUCUCAUCCCCCUGUGAGCAGAUCAUGGUUCGUACCCGAUCCGUUGGGGUCAACACAUGUGAUGUGGCUCUAGCUACAGAACCCGAAUGCCUGGGCCCCUGUGAGCCUGGAACCAGCGUCAACCUCGAAGGCAUUGUGUGGCAGGAAACAGAAGAUGGGAUGUUGGUGGUGAAUGUAACAUGGAGGAACAAGACAUAUGUAGGUACGCUGCUUGACUGUACCCGGCAUGACUGGGCACCCCCAAGGUUCUGUGACUCCCCCACCAGUGACUUGGAAAUGCGUAAUGGUCGAGGUAGAGGCAAGCGAAUGUGUCCCAACAGUAGCACACCUGUCAAUGACACAGCUACAGCCUUUGACAGUAAAGGGGCCAGCAGCAGCAGCAAAACCCGGGCAGGAGCUAAUAGUAAAGGCUGUCGGGGCAGCCAGAAUUCUUCAGAGCAUCGCCCACCUGCCAGCAGCACCUCAGAGGAUGUCAAGGCUAGCCCGUCCUCAGCUAACAAGUGGAAAAACAAACCCCUUUCAGAUAUGUAGCUGAAUUCUAGCUCAGAGGACUCCAAAGGGAGCAAGCAUGUUCGUACAAAUUCCAUGGGCUCAGCCACAGGUUCCCUCCCUGGGACCAAGGUAGAACCCACUGUCCUGGACAGAAAUUGUGCGUCCCCCGUUCUGAUUGAUUGCCCUCACCCAAACUGCAACAAGAAGUACAAGCACAUCAAUGGACUGAAGUACCACCAGGCUCAUGCCCAUACAGAUGAUGACAGCAAGCCAGAAGCAGACGGGGACAGCGAGUAUGGAGAGGAGCCCUCCCUCCAUACUGAACUUGGGAGUUGCAAUGGUGUAUCUGUUUCACAAAAAGGUUCCUUGUCCCCUGCCCGCUCAGCUACUCCCAAAGUCAGGCUCAUAGAGCCCCAUAGCCCUUCUCCUUCAAGCAAAUUCAGCACAAAAGGUCUCUGUAAGAAAAAGUUGAGUGGGGAAGGGGACCCAGACCUCGGGGCUCUGUCCAAUGAUGGCUCCGAUGAUGGACGCUCAGCAGUGGAUGAAACAAGCAGUGACGCCUUUGACUCUUUGGAAAGGAAGUGUAUGGAAAAAGAAAAAUGUAAAAAUACCUCUAAUUUGAAAGCUGAAAAGAUUCCUUCCAAGAGCUUAAAGUCAGCCCGGCCCAUUGCCCCUGCCAUCCCCCCACAGCAAAUCUAUACUUUCCAGACAGCCACCUUCACAGCAGCAAGCCCAAGCUCCUCCUCAGGCCUGACCACCACGGUGGUCCAAGCCAUGCCCAACAGCCCCCAACUCAAACCUAUUCAGCCCAAGCCCACCGUGAUGGGAGAGCCCUUUACAGUCAACCCUGCCUUGACGCCAACCAAGGAUAAGAAAAAGAAAGACAAAAAAAAGAAGGAAUCUUCAAAGGAACUUGAAAGUCCUCUGACCCCUGGGAAGGUUUGUCGAUCAGAAGAAGGCAAGAGCCCCUUCAGAGAAUCAUCAGGAGAUGGGCUGAAAAUGGAGGGGCUGCUAAAUGGCUCCUCAGACCCCCACCAGAGCCGAUUGGCCAGUAUCAAGGCUGAAGCGGACAAGAUCUACAGCUUCACAGAUAAUGCUCCCAGCCCUUCCAUUGGAGGCGGUAGCCGCCUUGAUAGCACCCCCCCUACCCAGCCCAUGACCCCCUUACAUGUAGUAACCCAGAAUGGAGCUGAAGCCAGCUCAGUCAAAACCAACAGCCCUGCAUACUCCGACAUCUCUGUUGCUGGGGAGGAUGGGGAGGGUAAGGUGGACAGUGUCAAGUCGAAGGACCCUGAAUAGUUGGUGAAGGAAGGGGCGAAGAAAAGUCUUUUCCCCCCUCAGCCUCAGAACAAAGACUCACCGUAUUACCAAGGCCUUGAGAGUUACUACUCGCCGAGCUAUGCCCAGUCCAGCCCAGGAGCUCUGAACCCCGGCAGCCAAGCAGGAGUGGAGAGCCCGGCCCUAAAGACUAAGAAGGAGGAGGAACCCGAGAGCGCAGAGGGGAAAGGGAAGAACGACGUCUGCGAGGAGAAGCGAGCAGAGCUGAGCACGCCCAGUCAGCAGCCCUCCGUCAUCCAGCAGCGCCCCAACAUGUACAUGCAGUCUCUCUAUUACAACCAGUAUGCCUAUGUGCCCCCCUAUGGCUACAGCGACCAGAGUUACCACACUCACCUCCUGAGCACAAACACGGCGUACCGGCAGCAGUAUGAGGAGCAGCAGAAACGGCAGAGCUUGGAGCAGCAGCGGGGCCUGGACAAGAAGGCAGAGAUGAAUCUGAAGGAGCGGGAGGCAGCACUCAAGGAAGAGUGGAAGCAAAAGCCACCAGUCCCACCAACUCUCACCAAGGCCCCCAGCCUGACGGACCUGGUCAAGUCGGGACCCAGCAAGGCCAGGGAGCCAGGGGCUGACCCUGCUAAAUCGGUGAUCAUCCCCAAGUUAGACGACUCCUCAAAAUUCCCCAGCCAGGCCCCAGAGGGACUUAAAGCAAAACUGAGUGAAACCAGCCACCAAGGCAAGGAGGGCUCUGAGGCCAAGGCAGGUGCUGAGUGUGGCCGGCAGGCCGAAGUGGAUCCGAUACUCUGGUACCGACAG
Molecule: messenger RNA, 3541 nt
Organism: Echinops telfairi (small Madagascar hedgehog)
Lineage: Eukaryota; Metazoa; Chordata; Mammalia; Afrosoricida; Tenrecidae
Product: zinc finger protein 609-like
Biological process (GO): regulation of transcription by RNA polymerase II
Cellular component (GO): nucleus
Source: RefSeq, a predicted model, not a curated record